Messenger RNA from Lampris incognitus (smalleye Pacific opah), 1466 nucleotides. RefSeq names its product inhibin beta B chain-like. The coding region runs from base 1 to 1233 and encodes 410 amino acids. NCBI's taxonomy places the organism in Eukaryota, Metazoa, Chordata, Actinopteri, Lampriformes, Lampridae. Gene Ontology annotation, molecular function: growth factor activity; cytokine activity. Gene Ontology annotation, cellular component: extracellular region. The record is from RefSeq and is a predicted model, not a curated record. The transcript is spliced from 3 exons. Gene Ontology annotation, biological process: SMAD protein signal transduction; BMP signaling pathway.
AUGGAAACCCUUUCUGUAAAAAUGAGCAGAUAUAACCUCACGUUAUCCUGUCUAGUUGCUUGCAUACUCUCCAUGCGCUACACCGGGACGACGGCGACAGAGACGACUCCGGCAUCCCAGGAGUCGUGCGCGUCCUGCGGCCUCAGGGCGCCCGACCAGUCGGAGCGAGUGGACGUGGACUUCUUGGAGGCGGUGAAGAGACACAUACUGAAUAGGCUGCAGAUGAGAGAGAGACCCAACAUCACCCAUCCCAUCCCGAAGGCUGCGAUGGUGACGGCGCUGAGAAGGCUGCACGCCGGCAAAGUGCGCGAGGACGGGAGAGUGGAGAUCCCUAACUUUGACGGACAAGCCUCCUACAGCAACGACGUGCAAGAGGAGACCUCGGAGAUUAUCAGUUUUGCUGAAUCAGAUGAACAAGGACCCUCCAAGUCCAGCAUGUACUUCCUUAUCUCCAACGAGGGCAACCAGAACCUGUAUGUGUCCCAGGCCAACCUGUGGCUCUACUUCCGUGUGUUACCGUCCGGACCUGAGAAAGGUCCCCGGAGGAAGGUGACGGUCAAGAUCCACUACCAGGAAGGAGGGGUGGCCACCGGUGGAGCAGGAGUCCCGGGAGGGGGCGGCGGAGGAGGCAUGGGUCGCUGGUCCCUGGUGGAGAAGCGGGUUGACCUGAAACGCAGCGGCUGGCACACCUUCCCUUUGUCGGAGGCUGUGCGCGCUGUGUUUGGGAAAGGCAGCAGACGGCAGGACCUGGAGGUCCGCUGCGAGGGCUGCGAGACGGCCGGUGUGGCAAUGGUGCUGGUGGACCCGGGAGACCCGUCCCAUCGCCCCUUCCUGGUAGUGCGCGCACGGCAGGCAGAGGGCAAGCACCGCAUCCGCAAGCGGGGGCUGGAGUGUGACGGCAGCAGCGGGGGCCUGUGCUGCCGGCAGCAGUUCUAUAUAGACUUCCGCCUGAUUGGCUGGAAUGACUGGAUCAUCGCGCCGGCCGGCUACUACGGCAACUACUGCGAGGGCAGCUGCCCGGCCUACAUGGCGGGCGUCCCCGGCUCGGCUUCGUCCUUCCACACAGCAGUGGUCAAUCAGUACCGCAUGCGGGGGAUGAGCCCUGGCUCAGUCAAUUCCUGCUGCAUCCCCACCAAGCUCAGCACCAUGUCCAUGCUGUACUUUGACGACGAAUACAACAUUGUCAAACGGGACGUGCCCAACAUGAUCGUGGAGGAAUGCGGCUGCGCUUGAGGUGGCCCCUUGUCAAACCCUUUCUUGACUUUGAACUUGAAAAUACAGUUUAAAAAAAAAGGCCUUCUGUACGAGCCGGACGUUUAUGUACGAUACGCAUAUACAUUGUAUCUAUUUUAUGUGGAAGCAACACCAACUGGUACAAAGCAGCAUGUAUCGGUGUUGCGUACGUGUGUGCGUGCGUGUGUGUGUGUGUGUGUGUGUGUGUGUGUGUGUAUGUGUGCAUCCUUGGG